Molecule: messenger RNA, 570 nt
Organism: Entamoeba dispar SAW760
Lineage: Eukaryota; Evosea; Mastigamoebida; Endamoebidae
Exons: 1
Coding region: 1-570 (189 amino acids)
Biological process (GO): actin filament bundle assembly
Cellular component (GO): plasma membrane; actin cytoskeleton
Molecular function (GO): actin filament binding
Source: RefSeq, a predicted model, not a curated record
AUGUCUACUUGCCCUGUAUGUGGAAAAAAAGCUUAUCAAAUGGAGUCCAUUGUUAUUGAAGGAAUUACUAUGCACAAAAACUGUUUUAGAUGUAGUGUUUGUAAGAAAAUAUUAAACGGAUCUAACUUUGCAAAAAAUCAUGGAAUUUAUUACUGCAAAGUUCAUUUCCAACAAAUGUUUAAAGAAAAAGGAAACUAUGAUGAGGGCUUCGGUUAUACAAAGCGUAGUACUAAUUGGGAAAAGAAAGAAGAAGAACAUCAUACUGAGCCCAAGAAAGAGGAGCAUAGCGUUGAGCUAAAGAAAGAAGAACACCACUCUGAAUCCAAAAAAGAAGAACACCACUCUGAACCUAAGAAAGAAGAACGUAAUGUCGAAGUUAAGAAAGAAGAGGCUACUAUUUCUCCUGAAACAAAGACACUUAUAGAAAAUAUUUUAAAACAAUUAGAUAAAAUUGAUGAAACUUGCACUAAAUUAGAAAGUGGUGGAAUUAUUACUCCAGUAAAUUCAAGUCAAAUAGACCAAAUUUUUGAUCGUCUUGAUGCUGCACUUUCUAAAUUAGAAAAGAAAUAA